AACACGGCAACCUGAAACCAUAUGCAAAUUUAACAAAUUUCGUUAAUCGUUACUCAAGCCACUCAAAGGACUCAAGCUAGAAAAAAAUAAAAUAGAAAAAGCGGAGCGGAACACCUCCAAGAACAAAAUAUACCCAGAAGUAAUCGAUCCUAGUCCCAGACUCGAAAGAAAAUAAAACAUCCAAAACAGACUCGACUCCGACGCAUUCGACGAUUCGACGACUCGGCGAUUCUCGGCCGGCGAGCAAGAUAUGUGCAAUGUCAAAAUUUGUUUUCGAUAGUAUGCUGCCAAAGUACCCACAGUUCCAGCCAUUUAUCAGUUCGCACCUAACCACCACCCCCCCAACCUCGUCAUCAGCAGCCGUCGCAGCCGCCCUCGCCGCCGCCGCAGCCUCCGUCUCAGCCAGCUCCAACACCUCGGCGACCGCCAGCAGCAGCACCAACAGCGGCAGCAGCCACCUCAGCCCUCACCUGCAGACCGGAUCGCUCUCGCCAGGAUCCAGCGCCCUGCACCUGGGCAACCAGCUGCACCAGCAACACCUGAGCCAGUCCUCCCACUCGCCAGUGUCGUCCUCAUCGCCCUCCUCCGCGGCGCUCUUCCAGCAGCAGGCCCAGCAACAGCAGCACCAGCAACAGCAGCUCCACCAGCAGUCGCAGUCGCAGUACUCCUCGCUUUCCGCUGCCCUCCAGCUGCAGCAGCAGCAGCACAUCAACAAGCUAGCCGCCGCCGCGGCCGCCGUCAACUCCCAGGGCUCCCACGCCCACGCCCACUCGCACGUCCACGCGCACCAGCAACUGCUACUGACCCCGCCCUCGGCCGGCAAUUCGCAGACCGGGGACAGCAGCUGCUCCCCCUCGCCGUCGGCCAGCUCCUCGCUGCACCGCAGCCUCAACGACAACUCGCCCGGAUCCGCGGCCAGCUCCGUAGCCGCCGCCGCAGCCGCUGCAGCCGCCGCCGCCGCGGCCAGCUCCUCGUUUGCGAUCCCCACAAGCAAGAUGUAUCCGUACGUGUCAAACCACCCCAGCAGCCAUGGAGGACUCUCCGGCAUGGCCGGCUUCUCCGGACUGGAGGACAAGUCUUGCGGCAGGUACACGGACACCGUGAUGAACAGCUACCAGUCGAUGAGCGUACCUGCAUCGGCGUCCGCCAGCUUCGCACAAUUCUAUCAGCACGCAGCCGCCGCCUCGGCCGUGUCCGCCGCGAACGCCGGGGCCAUGGGCGUGGACCCUCUCGGCAACGCCUGCACUCAGCCUUCCUCGGGGGUGGUGCCUGGGGCCGGCGGGGCUGGUGGCGGCAUUGGAGAUCUGCCGAGGUAUCCCUGGAUGACGCUCACAGACUGGAUGGGAAGCCCCUUCGAGCGCGUCGUUUGCGGCGAUUUUAAUGGCCCCAACGGAUGCCCUCGCCGCCGCGGCAGGCAGACCUACACGCGCUUCCAGACGCUGGAGCUCGAGAAGGAGUUUCACUUCAACCACUACUUGACGCGGCGACGCCGCAUCGAGAUCGCCCACGCGCUCUGCCUGACCGAGCGCCAGAUCAAGAUCUGGUUCCAGAACCGUCGCAUGAAGUUGAAGAAAGAGCUGCGCGCUGUCAAGGAGAUCAACGAGCAGGCCCGACGCGACCGCGAGGAGCAGGAGAAGAUGAAGGCUCAGGAGACGAUGAAAUCCGCCCAGCAGAACAAGCAAGUGCAACAGCAGCAACAGCAGCAGCAGCAGCAACAGCAACAGCAGCACCAGCAGCAGCAGCAACAGCAGCAGGACCACCACUCGAUCAUCUCACACAAUCCAGGCCAUUUGCACCACUCCGUCGUGGGCCAGAACGAUCUCAAGCUCGGCCUGGGCAUGGGCGUGGGUGUCGGCGCCGGAAUCGGUCCCGGUCUUGGUGGCGGGCUCGGCGGUAACCUAGGAAUGAUGAGUGCCCUGGACAAGAGCAACCACGAUCUGCUGAAGGCUGUCAGUAAAGUCAACUCGUAAGCUGCACCCGCCAGCCAAUCUUCCGCCACUAGCACCACGCCACCACGCCACCACGCCACCACCGCCGUUCGGCGUUCUUUUUCGUCUCCUCGUCUGAGUAGCGCGAGAAAGCGAAAGAUAAACUCGAUAACUAAAAUACGUAAACCUUUACAUAGUAAAUAGUUACAUAAGUCUACAUUUAAUGGAUAUAAAUUCAAUUAAGCAUACAGAAAUACGUACAGUACACACGAAUGCGAAAUCAAUGAGCGCGCACUGUGGCUCCGAUGCGAUCCGAUGCGAUCCGAUGCGAUGGGGUGAAGUGGUUCGAGUGCUGUCAUCCUCAGAUUUCCCGAGCUUUCAUGGGGUGGUGCUGUCUAUUUGAUAGGCAGAGCCACACCUUCGAUUUUACUGCAGCUCUACAGAGCCUCUUCCAUUUUCUUCUCUUUCAACCCCUAGUGGAUGGCCGUUCAAUCAAAUUCCACCCCAGCGAAUCGGAUAUGGGCUGAAGUGCGCAACAUGCUAAUAUUCAUAGAUAAUAGAUAACAUGAACUACUUAGAAUAGCGUUAGCGGUAUAUGCUUAAAAGAAGAAAGAGGAGUUUCCAGGAGACGCGAUCUACGGACGAAAUGAGCGAUUUUUAAUAGUCAGAGAACCACCUUACCCGCGUUCCCGUUCAGCCAAUGCGGUGGGCAGGGUAACGAGUCGAGUUCAACUGUAAAAUUAUUUGCGACUGCUGUAGGAUUACCUAGUACGAUAUAGAGCCACGUUCGACUAUGUUUAACGAGGAGUUCGACAUGAGUACACAAUAUAUGAAUAUGCUUAAAGAUACUUACUUCUAGUGUUAGAGCGUAGAGCGUACCUUUUGUAUUUACCUAUUUACCUAUUUAUUGGAAAUCCUUGUUUACGUCGAGACUCUUCGAAAACCCCUUCCUGUUCUGUUUAAGUGAGGUGUUUACCGUGUGUUUUUGCCGUAUUUUGUUGUGUGCCCCGCCCACGCUUUGUAUACAAUGAUUUCUUCAAUGCCAUAUUAAUCUUAAUUCGACUCAACUCGAUCGCAGCGUCUCGAUCGGUAGCAUCUGAAAAUAUGCAAACAAAUUGCGCAAAUAUUUCCAUAUAUAAAAGUUGUAAGAACGAACAACGGUAUGCAACAUACCAAAAGCAUAAUCACGAUUUCAAAUACGUAAUAAUAAUAAUAACAAAAAAUCACGAAAAAAAAACUCAUUGAAAUAUAUAGAAAGAGGACUCAGACGAAGCUAAGAAAUAAAUUGUCGUUUUGCCAGUGACUAAAAUUUUAAAUUAACUACAGUUAAGUGAUGUACUAGAUUGGGCUAGACGUUGAUUGAUUGCGAGGCGCAAAGGUCCAUGCAUCUACAAAAACAAAAAGAAAAACACAAACAGAAAACUCUGAAAUACGUAUUAGCUUAAGGUUGCAACAACAGACAAACUAUCGAGGACGAGGACGAUUGUGGGAGAGAAGUGCAGAGAGUACGAGUAUGCCAUCUACGAGAGAAGGCGGAAAAACCCCAUAUACGUAGAUUUCCACUUCCCGAAAUUAAAUUUACCUAGCAUAAUCUUUGAGGAUUGCAAAUUGAAUUAAAGUCAAGAUCUAUUUAUUAUACACAACCGAAGCGCAUAUUUACAUAAACAAUUAAUGACAA
Molecule: messenger RNA, 3606 nt
Organism: Drosophila persimilis
Lineage: Eukaryota; Metazoa; Arthropoda; Insecta; Diptera; Drosophilidae
Product: homeobox protein abdominal-A
Exons: 6
Coding region: 258-1970 (570 amino acids)
Biological process (GO): anterior/posterior pattern specification; negative regulation of transcription by RNA polymerase II
Cellular component (GO): nucleus
Molecular function (GO): DNA-binding transcription factor activity, RNA polymerase II-specific; RNA polymerase II cis-regulatory region sequence-specific DNA binding
Source: RefSeq, a predicted model, not a curated record